AUGUCAAGAAAGCUUAAGAGAGUGAUAGGAAAUGGGGAGGACACAUACGUGUGGACAAAUCCAUGGAGUGAGAAUGUUCCUCUUAAAGAUAGGUAUCUGAGUCUGUUCUCGAUUUGUCAAGAUAAAAACAUAAGAGCAAAGGACUUGGCAAUAGGUGCAGGUCAAUGGAACUUCAAUUGGAAUAGGAAUUUGUUCCGAGAAGAGGCUGUGUUAACGGAGGAACUGAAGGAAAAAUUGCAAAGGAUUGUCAUUAAUUGUGAGAAAGAGGAUGGGGUGUGGGAUUCAGGGGUAUAUAGUGUUAAAGAGGCGUAUAGUGUAAUAACGGAGAAUUCGAUUGAUGUUGAAAGGCUGAAACUAGCAGAAAUUUGGAAUAAAUUUGUUCCUUUAAAAGUAGCAAUUCUGUUAAACGCAUAUACAUCAAAGCAAAACUACUUUGAAAGAAAGAUAAAAGAAACAAGAAUGGGACUACACAUGAAUGGGAGCGCUGAAGAAGUAAGCUAUGCAAAAAACUCCUCACUUCAGCGAAAGGCGAUUUCUUUGACAAAACCUUUGAGGGAUGAAGCCAUAACAAGUUUGUACAGCAACACACUGCCCAAAAGCUUGGCAAUUGCAGACUUAGGUUGCUCUUCUGGACCAAACACAUUGUUAGUGAUCUCAGAAUUUAUCAAGGUGGUGGAAAAUCUUUGUCGAGAACUUAAUAAAAAAUCUCCUGAAUAUAAAGUCUUUUUGAACGAUCUAUCGGAGAACGACUUCAACAGCAUAUUUAUGUCUCUUGAUACCUUUAAAGAAAAACUGCACCAUGAAAUGAAAAAUGAAAUAGGUCCUUGCUAUUUCUUUGGAGUUCCUGGUUCCUUUUAUGGCAGGACUUUUCCAGAUAAAAGUUUGCAUUUUGUUCAUUCCUCUAACAGUCUUCAUUGGCUUUCAAAGGUUCCAGAGGGUGUAGAGAGCAACAACAAGGGCAAUAUUUACCAUUCUAGCACAAGCCCUUCAAAUGUCCUCAAAGCUUACUACAAGCAAUUUCAAAGAGAUUUUUCUCUUUUUCUCCAGUGUCGUGCCCAAGAAUUAGUUGAAGGUGGUUGCAUGAUUCUAACAGUUCCAUCAAGUAAAGAGUCUGGGUACAUUUGGGAUCUCAUGACAAUAGUUCUUAAUGACAUGGUCUUGCAGGGAAGCAUUGACGAAGAGAAAUUCGAUACUUUCAACAUCCAAACAUAUUUUCCUACUCCAUCCGAACUAAAUAUGGAAGUUCUCGAGGAAGGAUCAUUCGCAAUCAAUAAAGUUGAGAUUUCUGAAGUGAAUUGGAAUGAUCUUGAUUGCGGGGAAGCUUUGGACAUUGAAUCUGAAAUGUCAAAAUCGAUCAAAGACGAUGGAUACUAU
Molecule: messenger RNA, 1374 nt
Organism: Vicia villosa (hairy vetch)
Lineage: Eukaryota; Viridiplantae; Streptophyta; Magnoliopsida; Fabales; Fabaceae
Product: S-adenosyl-L-methionine:benzoic acid/salicylic acid carboxyl methyltransferase 3-like
Exons: 5
Biological process (GO): methylation
Molecular function (GO): S-adenosylmethionine-dependent methyltransferase activity
Source: RefSeq, a predicted model, not a curated record